AUGUAUUUUCGACUCACAAUGGUACGAACGUGCAAAAUAUCAACGGUGACGAAAAGUGGCUCAAUACAAUUACACAAUUUAGUGAAGACGCCAUUAUAUGAAGCCUUGAAUGGUCGUUAUAAAUCAGGGAUGCUUCAGGUAGUGCAGGAUGUUAAUUGGAAUGCCAAUACAGCACCUUCCUAUUCUUCAGAGCAUUUGACUUCAACUCUAAACUCAACUCGAUCUUUGCCGAUGACCAAGUUUCCCAAGCAAGAGAUCAUAGAGCGGGUAAAAUCAGACACUAAAGUUGGUCAAUGGAGAAAAUUCCUUACAAGUUGGUUUAGAAUUGGAUUGUUUCUUUUGAAAAGUUACAAAACGGGGAUUCAGGACACAUUGAAAGUAUACUGGGAUACAAGAAGCGUAGAACGCAGAAUUGACAUAAAAAAUGGCGCCCUGGCCAAAUUGAUGCGUGAAAUUGAAAUGAAUGAAAUUAACAUCAAAUUGUCGUCUUCGUUAUCGCCCAAAAAAGAAUCUGUAAGGGUUGCUUCAGAGCCAUUCUCAAUCAACAGAAAGGAGCUUGUAGAACUGAUUAGACGAGAUCAAAUCUGGAAAUUACCGGUUUUUUUCACUUUGGUAUUCAUAUUCGAAGAGAUAAGCGCAUUGAUCUUUAUAUUCUUUCCGCGUGUCUGUCCAUACAAUUGCUUGACUCCAGGUGGGUACAAGAAGCUUUCUAACAUUUAUAUUCAGGCCACUACAGGUGCAAAUGCCAAUUGUGGCCUGGGUCCUUUAGAGUUUAGUAAAGAAGGUACUAUAAAGUAUGAACCACCGUAUUCUCUUUCUACUGAAAAUCUGCAUGGCUUUUUGAAAAACUUCCCUCAAAGUAUGGUAUCAAGCUGGAAACUAUGCAUUUAUAAGAAACUAAAACUACAAAAAUUACUUUGUAAUGAGGUGGAGAAAAUUUACCAAUAUUUGCUAAUCGAUGACUGGCUACUGUUGCAAGGUAUACUCAAAACUGAUAGUGAGACGAUUAAGAUUGUUCUAAGUGAUAAAGAAUUGGUAAAUUGUAUACUCGAAAGGAAACUUUACCUAAUGGGCGAUGAUUUAAAUGAGAUGGUUAGCGAUACAUUAGGACAAAAAAUCUUACUGAAGAGACUGUUUCUUUACUGGUCCCUAAGGUAUAACGAUACUAUCUCAUUUAACGGGAAGCAUAUGUUCAGCGAGAAAUGGGGAGUUAAUAAUAUUUCACUGCUGAAGUAUAAUCCAGAGUUUAUAAUCACAAAUGAUAUUUAG
Molecule: messenger RNA, 1269 nt
Organism: Saccharomyces kudriavzevii IFO 1802
Lineage: Eukaryota; Fungi; Ascomycota; Saccharomycetes; Saccharomycetales; Saccharomycetaceae
Gene: PNT1
Product: Pnt1p
Exons: 1
Coding region: 1-1269 (422 amino acids)
Source: RefSeq, a predicted model, not a curated record